Misgurnus anguillicaudatus (oriental weatherfish) is the source of this 2657-nucleotide messenger RNA. RefSeq lists its product as uncharacterized. Lineage: Eukaryota; Metazoa; Chordata; Actinopteri; Cypriniformes; Cobitidae. Gene Ontology annotation, biological process: neuron projection development. The record is from RefSeq and is a predicted model, not a curated record. Gene Ontology annotation, cellular component: plasma membrane.
AGGCUGCGCGCGUGUGUAAACGAGAGACGGAGUAACUAGUUGUGCGUGUUUGUCUGAUUUCCGUUCCUGACUAAGGUAGUAUUCACCUGUCUCUCCUCUAAACCACACAUAGACACACAAUCCCAAGCAACCGUGAUCCCCCACCCCCUGACGGGCACACAGCUCGACUUCCCAUCGCACCAUUUCGCUCCGUGUCUCUUCACGCCUCCUCCCCCUUCCACCGUGGAUUUUCCUCUCUGAAUCAGAGCCUGGUGUGUGUAAUCAGAUGGCAACAGCUGAUAAUCUGACAGCACUCCCAUUCGGUCCUGUUCACAUGGACCGGAGAGAGCGAGAGGAGGAGAGGAGACAAGCUGGCUGGUCUGCGGGGAAGGAAGCGAGAGGAGGAAGUGGGAGACACUUCACAAUGGAGGAAGGAAAACACCCAACAUCUGAGAUCUACCUCCCAAGCAUCAGUCUUGGAUUUGUAGAUGGUGAAAAGGUUCAAGACCAUGAACUACCAAUCAUUUCUGUAUCCAAAAGCUCCACAGAAAUGGUGAGUGGAUCUUUUCAACACACGGAGGUGCCGUGGUGCCACCAGCAUUUACAUAAGAGUGUCAGCAGCACUGCCUCCACAGUAAGGCCCGCUAGUAUGGGCGGACCGGCGACGAGAGUCCCUGUGACCUUGUGUGACUACGAUCAAGGGAGCAUGUGUAGUGGUAACAGCACUUCAGAAAGUGUAAUCUGGCACGGAGGAACUGCAAGACCAUGGAGCAUCACUGAAGGCUCACCCAGAAGGACUCAAGAUCUACUCCUUACACAAAAUCAGACUCAUAGAAGAGUGCCAUGCUCACCAUCCACUAAUAGGGAUCUAAGGAUGAAGGGUCUGGUGAGCAGGGAGGGAUACUGUCAAUGUUGCGGACCUGCGGAGAACUUUACGGGAUGCAGUUGUUGCAGAAUGGGUUCUUCAGUGGGAAAGGUAGCGAAUACAGUGGACCACGCUCCGAAUAACUGUGAAAGCCAACAUCUAUCAGCAUGCCGCAGAUCUGCCUGUGCCGGUCACGUGAUGAACACCACCUGCUUGAGGAACGUUUGCAGUGCCGUUCCCUGUCCUGGACAUUUGCUAUCAAGGCCAGCUUGCACAGGAAGCCCGUGUGCGGGUCAAAGGUCACUGCUUCAUUCCGGAUUGCUCGGUUUUCCGCCACUCGUAUCCUCAGUCAGCGAAACCAGAUUGGACAGUCGAAGUGCUGUACACUGCUGUGGAUCGGAAUUACAUGGACAGAACUCCUCUUGCCUUAGAACUGACCGCCCAGAUCAGGACGGCCAUAACAGGACAACAAAAGAUGCCACCACCAUGACGUCUGAACAUAAACUCAGAGAUAUUGGCGUGCAGACCAUGUCCUCCAAUUCCCUCGGUUCCUCUAUUUCUCACCUGUUUCCGGAAAUCAAUUUAAGAGCAGACCCUAUCUUGGAUGCAUCUGUGGCAACAGAGCGCAAUUGUCACAGGAGCCCUGUGAAAGAGGUGGAAUGGGACGCUGAGGGUAUGACAUGGGAGGUGUACGGUGCGUCUGUGGACCCAGAAGAACUUGGCCUUGCAAUCCAGAAGCAUUUGGAGCUGCAGAUAAAAGAGACGGCAGCUGCCGCGGCUGCUCGGUGCGAAUCUUCAGAGACAGUCAACGGCCUGGCGCUGCAGUCCAGGCGACGCAAGAAGAGCGAAGGAAUUAUAAGGUCUCUGCGCAGUUCAGCAUGUUGCUCUAACACUAGUACUCUAGAAGACUGAAGCAGGUGGCCGGGUGAUAACGGUAAAGUUACCGUUCAGUGUUUACAGAUUGUGAUGUGUACCUGCUGUACAUUCAAAUAUGGCCUUCUUGUCUCCAAAGUACCUUUUAGAUCAUCUUUCGGCAACAUACUUUUUAUUAUGCUGGAUGUUGGUUGGUUGGUUGGUUGUUAGAUCUGCAAACGGCAGAAAAGUGAUCAUCCAGGGGAACUUUAAAGUUAGUCUCAGCCUUAGUAAGACCACCACGCGUCUAAAAAAAUAAAGGUUUUUGUCUGGCUGUUUCCCAGCAAGCAAUAACCGUCAUUUCACCGUAUAGGUUAACUAUAGACCCGAUAUAGUCUGGCUAUUAGUAACCCACUUAAACUUGAAGCAAUGAUGUAGUAGUUACAUUCAAGCUGUUUUAAAGCAUGAAGAAAUUACUGUCACAGCAAAAACUUUUUCAUAUGCUAUAAUGCUCAAAUAUAAGUUUAAGUGAUUAUGAGGCGGUUUCCCAGACAUGGUUUAGAUUAAGCCAGGACUAGGACAUAUUAGGACAGUUAAAGGCGGAGUCCACGAUGUUUGAAAAACGCGCUGGAAAAGGAGACGGGCCGACUACCAAAACACACUUAUAGCCAAUCAAAUCAAAUCAAAUGCCGGGUUGCGUAUGUGUGGGGCGGGUCUAUCAACAGAAGGUCCAGAUUCUAUUGGGGUAGGGGCGUGUUUGUUUAGGUGAUUUCAAAUAUCAACAUUGGCUUUCAAACAUCAUGGACUCCGCCUUUAAGUAGUAUUUACAAACAUACCUUACAAAAAAAAAUGGCACUGAUAUAUUUUAAAGGAUUAGUCAAUUUUCUUUAAAAAAUCCAGAUACCAUGUCACCACCAUGUCAUCCAAAAUAUUUAUGUCUUUCUUUGUUCAGUCAAGAAGA